Molecule: messenger RNA, 1499 nt
Organism: Lindgomyces ingoldianus
Lineage: Eukaryota; Fungi; Ascomycota; Dothideomycetes; Pleosporales; Lindgomycetaceae
Product: IMP-specific 5'-nucleotidase-like protein 1
Exons: 8
Coding region: 32-1294 (420 amino acids)
Biological process (GO): nicotinamide riboside biosynthetic process; nucleotide metabolic process; nicotinic acid riboside biosynthetic process
Molecular function (GO): magnesium ion binding
Source: RefSeq, a predicted model, not a curated record
CUCGCCGUCGUCUCCUCAAUUUACUCCCACCAUGACUACUCGUUACCGAGUCGAAUAUGCACUCAAGACACACCGCCGAGAUCAGUUGAUUGAAUGGAUAAAGGGUCUUCUAGCAGUUCCCUUCGUUCUGCACUCCCAGCCCACGGCUGUAUUUGAACCAAAUGGCCAAUCUGUAGACCAGAUGUCCUCCGUAGCCCAGCGACGCUACGCUGAAAUUAUGCGCGAUGUUGAGGAACUAAUAAAUGAUCAUAUUGCCCAUCAGAAGGCGGGGACUCAUGAUCGAUCUAAACUCAAGCUCCUUGUCCCAUCAGUAGCUACUUUCUUCACUCCACUUAUGCUUCACGACGCAUUUAUUUGGCAGGACAAUAGGCGGUUCAUCAGCUACCGACGCUUCGUUCCCCCAUCCUUUAACGACAUUAGAUUGGUUCUCAAUACAGCUCAAGUAAUGAGUCUUGUUCGUGGAGGCCCUUUAGAGCUCGUAACCUUUGAUGGAGACGUCACGCUUUACGACGAUGGGCAAUGUCUAACCCCUGAAAACCCUGCUAUUCCACGCAUUCUAAGGCUGAUGAGGAAUGGGACGAAGAUCGGCAUCGUGACAGCUGCAGGAUAUGCAGAAGCUCGCAGAUACUACGGGAGGCUUUAUGGUUUGCUCGAUGCUUUACACGCCUCUAGUCUAUCGUUGGCUUUCAAACAAAACCUCAUCGUUCUUGGCGGGGAAAGCAACUACUGCUUCAAAUUUGACCCGGAUAGCCCCGACUUACUGAAAUUUGUACCCCGAAAAGACUGGCUGCUUGACGAGAUGUUGCUUUGGGAGGAGGCGGACAUCACAGAACUGCUCGACAUUGCUGAGGCUUCCCUCCGGGAUACUGUCAAGAACAUGCGACUGGAAGCUACUGUUGUUCGGAAAGAGAGAGCCGUUGGGAUUAUACCACAGGAGGGAGGCCACAAAUUCAGUCGAGAGGCACUCGAGGAGACAGUUCUGAUCGCGCAGAAGAUACUUGAAAUGUCCCCGGUUGGGCGUCGGCUGCCUUUCUGUGCCUUCAACGGAGGGAAUGACGUCUUUGUAGACAUUGGCGACAAGUCGUGGGGUGUAUUGGCAUGCCAGCGCUUCUUUGGGGGAAUCGAAGGAGGCAAAACGCUCCAUGUUGGCGAUCAGUUCCUCUCCGCGGGCGCGAAUGAUUUCAAAGCUCGUCUGGCAUGCACAACAGCAUGGAUCGCGAGUCCGGCUGAGACCGUGCAAUUGCUAGAUGAGAUUGACGAAUUGGACGAGAUGCAGCAGCGCAAGACGCGGUGAUGGAAAGCAUGGUGACGACAACCAGUUUGUUUACUGGGCAACGGGCCAGCAGGUGUUUACGAGAUGUAAAUUACCAUGCAGCCUGCAGCGAAAGCAGGUCUCGGGGGUUCCAGGAGCGCGUCCGGACUGGCUGGAGGGAUGGCCGGCUUUGCUUUGCUGUACACACAUGUACACAUGCAUUGGCAGCAGUGGUGACAGAUUUUAU